This is a messenger RNA of Salvelinus namaycush (lake trout), 4481 nucleotides long. RefSeq lists its product as uncharacterized. The transcript is spliced from 2 exons. NCBI's taxonomy places the organism in Eukaryota, Metazoa, Chordata, Actinopteri, Salmoniformes, Salmonidae. The coding region runs from base 1 to 3816 and encodes 1271 amino acids. The record is from RefSeq and is a predicted model, not a curated record. Gene Ontology annotation, molecular function: GTP binding; protein binding.
AUGUCUGACUUGGAGACCAUCGAGCUAGCCGCUCUGGGCCGACCCUUCCAGCUGGGGAUGCUGUAUGACUGUCGUAGAGAUGUCCUCAUCCCAGGUAUCACUCUCUGGGAUUCUGAGGUGUUGCAGAAACACAUCAAUGUCCGUCCAAAACCGAACACUGACUUCAAAAUCAUUGCUUCAGACUCAACUGAAGACAAGUCAGAAGCUUUGAAUGUGUCUGCAUCUCUUGAGGCCAGUUUUCUUGGUGGCUUAGUCAGUGUGAAGGGUUCUGCUGAAUUCCUACAUGACAAAAAGACCUCAAAGCGUCAGUCUAGGGUUUCUCUGCAGUACCGUACCACCACUCGCUUCGAGCAGUUGACCAUGGACCACCUGGGGGCAGGAAAUGUGAAACAUUGUAAUGUCUUCCAAGAGGGCUCUGCAACCCAUGUGGUGACUGGCCUGCUCUACGGAGCACAGGCCUUCUUCGUUUUUGACCAAGAGGUUUCCUCAGGAGAAAAUCACCAGGACAUCAAGGGAAACCUGCUGUGCACAAUAAAAAAGAUCCCUCUCACAUCAAUACAAGGGGAGGGAGAUUUGAAGAUGAGUGAGGAAGAGAAGAAAAAGGCCAAUAAAUUCAACUGCACUUUCCAUGGUGAUUUUGCACUAGAAAACAACCCUGUCACAUUUGAAGAUGCCAUCAAGGUGUAUGCUGGCCUGCCAAGUCGCCUAGGGGAUAAUGGAGAACAUGCUGUGCCCAUGACCGUCUGGCUCUAUCCUCUCAAGAACCUGGACUCUGCAGCUGCCCAGCUAGUCAGGCAGAUCAGUGUUAACCUGGUGCGUCGCGCACAGCGAAUCUUGGACGGACUGGACAAUACUGAUGUACAAUGCCAGGACAUGAUGAAGGAAGACAUGGCUAUUAAGUUCCCUGAAAUCAGAGCCAAGCUCAACACAUUCAGGGACUUGUGCUCAGAGUAUAAGAUGGUGUUCCAGAAAGUUCUCUGCAAGGUUCUUCCCAACAUAAGAGGAGGAGGAAUGGAGGAGGAAGAGCUGAUUAAAAUGCUCAACAGCAAAGAACGUUCUCCAUUCCAGAAUGACCUCAUGAUCACGUACCUGGACGACAGAGAGAGAGAGAUGAAUGUUGUCAGCUCUUACCUUGACAUAAUGAAAGAGGUACAAGUUGUGUACUCAAGCAGUGAAUUGGAUGGAAUAGUGCUUGAUCAAGCUAAUGAUUAUGUAGUGUGUUUUGCAUUUUCCUAUUUGAAGGAGAAAGAAGAGUAUCUGGUAGUCCUGGAGAACUACUUGCUGGAAGAAUCUAAGAGUGAUUUUUCACUGAUACCUUACAACCCCAACGCAGCCGGGAAGACUACGGCAGAAAAGUGGUUUCGCUCGGGGGAGGUAACGACCCUAACCAGGCAAACCAUAAAUCUGUUCCUAGACUUCAAAGAGUCAAACAAAGGCAGAGAAAAUCUUGCAUUCUGCAUUGCAUCAAUUCCAAACAAACACCUCACUGCGUCCUCCAUCCAUGUCUAUGAAAGAGGGACACUUUUGAGUCCACAGUUUGAGCUGCCAUCAAAGCCAGGUGUUCCCACCAUCAAAAAUCUGGAGCAUGACUGUGUCCACUUGCAAGUCAACCCUCCCAACCUUGGUGUUACCUCUGUGGAGUCGUACCAGGUUUUGUACCAGGCUGAGCAGGCUGACUCUGAGUGGACCGAGGUCAAAUCGGAUGCUACAACUAACCAGGUCACCAUCAGUCGUUUGGACCCUUACAAAAAGUACCGCUUUAGCUGCAAGGCAGUGUGUAGACCUGGUGUGAGCCUCUCCAGUGACUGGACAGAAUACUUCAGGACCCGCCCAUGUAGCCCCCCUGGACCACCCACAGAGAAGAGGAUAGAAUCGGGAAGUAUCAGAGUGACCUGGGACAUUCCUACCAUGGUGGGAGAUGAUGUUGACGUCAUUGGUUAUGUGGUUGAAUACAGAAAGAGUGUAAAUGCUAUAAACAACCAGAUGUGGCACGCCAUCAAAACCACCACUAGAGAGAGUACACUGGAAGGACUAGAGGCUGACACUGCAUACAGCAUCAGAGUCUCUGCUAACUGUGGCAAAGCAGGGAAUAGUGAACCCAGUCCUGAGACUGUGCUGACUACCCUUAGGGUCUCUGAUCCCCAACCGAAGACAAGCAAAUCAACCGGAGCAAAAAGUGAGGAAUUCCUCACAAAAUCCCAGAAGGUGGAAAAGGGCAACCCCUCAAUCCAUUGGCUGAAUCUGGAACAGAAGUUGGGUGGAAAUGAACGUUUUGAUCAGUACAGAUUUGGGAGGAAAGUUGAGCAACGGAAUAACAAGGUGAUAUUGCUUCUGGGGGCCACAGGUUCAGGAAAAACAACUCUGGUCAAUACCAUGAUAAACUACAUUCUUGGGGUAAAGUGGGAAGACUGUUACCGCUUUAAGCUCAUCCAUGAGGUGACCAACAAGUCACAGGCUGAGAGCCAGACUGUGGUUGUGACAUCAUACGAGCUCUACAACCAGCCAGGCUUUCAGAUUCCUUAUUCUCUGACUAUCAUUGACACACCAGGGUUCGGAGACACCAGAGGAAUGGCUCAAGAUAAAUUGCUCACCCGGAUGGUGAAGGAUUUCUUGUGUCAUCCUUUAGGGAUUAAUCACAUUGAUGCAGUCUGCUUUGUAGUGCAGGCACCACUUGUUCGUCUCAGUCCUUCCCAGAGAUACAUCUUUGAUUCCAUCCUGUCCAUCUUUGGAAAGGAUGUUGCUGAAAACAUCCUGAUGCUUGUGACAUUUGUUGAUGGGAAGAACAUACCGGUGCUAGAGGCCAUCAAAGCUGCAAAUCUGCCCUGUAAGAAAGACAAGAAGGGGCUACCAACCCAUUUCAAAUUCAACAGUUCAUUUCUGUUCUCAAAGGAGACGGAGAGCAGCUCUGAAGAGGAUGAUACUGAUGAUGAUCAUAAGGCCCAGUGUCCAGAGCAAUGGAGGUCAACUUUCAAGGAGAUGAAGAAAUUUUUCCAAGCACUGGAAAGCAUUGAGAGUAAAGAUCUAACCCUGACAAAGAAAGUUCUGGAAGAACGUGAGCUUCUGGAGAAGACCAUGACACGCCUGACCCCUCAGAUCACAGCAGGUCUGUCAAAGCUAAGUGAGAUCAAAAGCUUCAAACAGUGUCUGGAGAACGAGGACGAGAACAUGAAACAAAACAAAAAUUUUGAGACCGAGGUAAAUGUGCUGCAGGUGAAGAGAAGCAAAUUAGCCCAGGACUUUGCGACAAACUGCAAGAUAUGCAAUUUCACAUGUCACACCUGCUGCUUCCUCCCAAUUGAGGAUGACACCAACAGUUGUGCCGUGAUGGAUGAUGAUGGCAACUGCACCAUAUGUCCAGAAAAAUGCUCUUCCACGGACCACGACAGGGAACAAGUCUUGUUGACAUAUGAAACAAAGACUGAGAAAAAGACUAUUCAAGAACUGAAGGACAACUUCAUGAAGGCGUGGGGCAAAUCUAUGGAAACCAAGGAGAUGCUGGAUAAGCUUGAGGAUGAGUUUCACAUGAUCCAGGACGCGCUGAUGAAUUUGAUCACGCAGUCUUCUGACUGUCUCAAGAGACUUAAUGAUGUUGCCCUGAAACCAAGCUCUCUCUCCACUAUGGAGUACAUUGACAUACUCAUUCGCACAGAGGAGGACGAACGCAAGCCAGGCUUCGAGGAUCGGAUCGUUGGGUUGAAGAAAAUAAAGGAAGAGUCUGAGAUUCUGGACAAGAUUGCAAAAGGAGAAGAUUUACUCCCAAAUGAGCGAUCAUUCUUAAAGGAUAAAGAGGAUAGAGUGCAGGAGGUUCCAACAUAAGUCAGGGAUGUUGUCCUGCUAACAUUAUCUGGAAACAGAAUUGGGUCUCCAUUUGAACAUUAAGCUUCCCAAUGUUGUAGGAACAUUUGCAUUUGCUGGGAAGAUCCAACUGAGAUGUGAGGUUCAUUGUAUUUGUAUUAAAACUCUUAGCCUUGUGUAAAGCCUUAUGUUAAUUUGUCCACCUCAGGGUAACUGAACAAAAAUUAGGGCCUAGAUUAAAUCAGAACUCUAUAGAAAAUCAUUGUUUUUGUUCAGGCAAUGUGAGAGGUGUAACUGCAUCAAAUCCCUGAGUGGCUGUUCUUGCGGUCAUUGUCACAAAGCCACACCCAUCCUACCCAUGUUAGAAGUUCAGAAGGAGAAAGUGUAGACUAUAUAGAAAUAAUGACACAUUGAAAAUGACUAAAUGAAAGAAUAAGGAUUGAUCUCAUCCUAAUGGAGGUGUACUGUGUAUUACAACACACAUUCCUAUGUUCAAACUUGUCAAACGGAUGCAUGAGAUUUCUAAUAAUGUGACUCAGUGCAUCGAAUGGUAAUGUCCGCGAUAGGUAUAACGCCGGGAAACACAGUAACACCUCUGACAUCGCCUAAGGGUCUUUCUAUAAGAUAGAGUACCAGUGAGGAUUUCCUGCGGUGGACAACUUACAGAUACAGCUGUUGAUAACUAG